AUGUUUUUAUUAGUUAUAAUUGCCAGCUAUUUUCUUGGAUGCCUAUCAACAAUUGCACUAGCCAUCUGUUUGUUUCUACGCUUUGGAUUAUAUGCUCCAGGAACAGUCUUUGAAGAAGAACAAUUUCAAGCAUGUCAACAAUUAGCUGAAAAUGAUCGAGCGCAAAAUGCUACAGUUGAUACCGUUAAUUAUUUAUUACAUUUCUUAUUUCAAGAAAUAAAAGAUGGAACAAGGUUCAGACGCUUUAUUAUGCACAAAUUACAUGUUGAAUUUGAUGAAUUAAAAGCAACUCGGCUGGGAAAAUUAUUUCUGCAAGAUAUUCGUAUACUAAGUUUUUCUCCCGGAAAAGAAUGUCCAAUAUUCAGUGAUAUUCAAUUUGGACGACAAAAACGUGAUGAGCGUCAGUUAAUUAAAGAAUUCGUUGCUAAACUUAAUGGUGUCUAUAGAGAUGGAUUUUCCUGUACACUUGAUAUUAAACUUGCAUUUGGUGUUCAAUGUCAAUUAUAUAUCAAAGUUAAUCGUAUUCGAGGAAAUUUACGUUUAGAGUUUCGACGUGAACCAUUUUCUCAUUGGAUAGUUGUUUUUCAAAAUGAACCAUUGAUUGACUUAGAAGUUAGGUCUUAUUUAUUUAAUCGUGAAGCUCCUCUAUUAUCAAUAUUAAUAACCCAACGAAUACUUCGUGCUAUACGACGUAAACAGAUUUGGCCAAGUUAUAAAAUUCGUUAUCAACCAUUUUUUCCAAAAUCAAAACAACCAUUGCCCAUUGAAAUUCCAUCGAUAAACAAUCAAAAUUUAUUACCUGGAAUUAUGGAAAUUUCAAUUAGAUAUUGUGAUCGUCUUUCGAUUCCAUUCGAACUAUUCAAUAAAGAAAAUGCUUCAUUGCUAUCAAUAUUUUUAUCGUUGAAUAUAGAUAAUCAAAUGUGUAAAGAUUAUUUACGUAUUAAUCGUGAUCAGUGGAUAAGAAAAGAAAUUGAAUUUAUUCCACAAAGGCAUAAAAUUACUAUCAAAGAAGUUCUAUAUAUGGGUCACAUUGAGUUUUUAAUCGAAACAUUUAAUCCCGUGCCAGAUGGAAUUGAUGAUGUAACAAUAUUCAAAGAAUCAUUAGAAAACAAAAAUAUUUUUCUGUUUCAAAUGGAAGGACAAGAGAUGAAAACCCUAAGAAAUAUAAAUCGUCUGUUAAAAUAUCAAUUAAAUAAUGCGCAUGGGCAAAAAGUAAAAAUUGUUGUUGGAAUACCUUUACUACAUUGUGUUCAAGUACAACGUGACGUUGAAAUAGAAAAUACAAAUCUAACAGAGAAAACAGACCCAGAAUUAUCAACGAUGAUACAACAACGAACGACAGUCAAUGUCAAUCAAUCAGGCAGUUUCAUUCCAAGUCAGAAUUCAAAUGCAAUAAAAACAAGAAAGGAACAAAAAAAUUCUUCAUCGGAUGCACUCACUUUAAUCAUGUUGAAUACUGAUGAUAUACAAAAAAUACUUCGCCUUCGAACGCCUACUAAAAAAGCAGAACCAUUUGUUGAAUUUAAUCACAAGUUUCAAUUUGAAAUAAAUCCAAAUGAUCAAUACCUUAAUUUCUACUUAUGGUAUAAGCCACCACUCGAUUUUGAUAUACCACAAGUUAGCAAAAAACUUAUUCUACUUGGUUAUACUACGGUUGCUCUUUCCGAAUUGGUUAUCGAUGCUCAUAUGAGUUUCAAGCGUGAAACUUCUAUGACACUUAAUUUUCAAUCUGCUUAUACGUCAAAACCUAAUUUGAAGUCUAUUCAAACAAAUUCGAAAAGUAAAAAACUUGCUGAAUUGAGUACACAUAGAGGUUACGAUGAUAAUAUGGCUCAUGGUUUUGUUACAAUCGAUAUGAAACAUGAACCAACAACUAAAAAAAAAUUAGAUUCAGACGAGAAAACACAAUCUGUUUUGGUAAAAAAUGAUAAGAAAAAUCGAGACCAACCAAUUUCUAGUAGUGAAGAACAUAGAUGGUCUUUAGCUAGCUCUUAUAGUCAUUUAUUUGAAGAUCACACAUUCAGUGUUAAAACAUUAUGCGUGAAUUGCAAUACAAAAAUUUGGAUACCAUCAGGUCGACUCUGUCGAUAUUGUUUCAUAGCAGUACAUAAAAAAUGUGAAAAAAAAUGGACCAAUGAACAUGUUUGUACUCGGAAACCUAUUCGUUCAGUAUCUGAAAUAUCUCUAGAUGACUAUUCCAUUAUAUCAACUGAUGAUAUCGCUUUGAAUUCAAAUAGAAGUCCAGUAGCAUCUCAUUUGCAAACAACAGUAGAAAGUGCGGCUGCGGCUGCAUUUACUUUAAUUGAUUUAUCAGCAAGUCGAUCACUUUAUGGCGUGAUAAAUAAAAAUUUUAAUGUAAUACCAUCGUUAGUCCUAUCAGAUAAUGAAUUGAUAAGUAAUCCUUCAACUAAUUCCUCAUCUUCGACGGAACAACGAUCUGUAGCAAAUCUUCCCGCACAUAUAUCGUCGAAAUUUAUUAAUGCUGCUUUACUUACCUAUGGUAAAUUAGUUUCGUUAAAAGGAAGACAAAUGCCACUUUCUUUAACCGUGGAAUCAAAAAGAAAACGAUCAUCGUCUGAUACGGCUGCUCGUGACAACAUUUCGGAAGACGAUCUUCAAGAUUUUGUUAAAAAAUGUUUAUCUAAUGAAACGAUAGAUGCAAAGAGUUUUGAAACUUUAAUUCAUGAAAAAGCUGUUGAUCAUACAGCACUCUAUGCACAAGCUAAUGAACUUGGUGCAGAAUUAUUUCCAGAGUUACCAGUUGAAGAACGAAGACAGAAAUUCGAGAAUGAAAUUUCUCGAUUACAACAAGAAAUUGAUUUACAAGAUCGGAUCCGCGAUGAAUUGAUUAUUGAAUAUAAUAGUGAACGGACAGAUGAACAUACAAAAAGAAAUAUUCAGACAAAAAUCACCAAUGUCCAUGAAAAAGUACAAGCACUUGCUGCUUUAACGAUUCUUUACUGUUCCGGUCUUAAGCAUUGUUAUUCUCAAACAUAA
This is a messenger RNA of Rotaria socialis, 2997 nucleotides long. The record is from the annotation of a GenBank genome assembly. Lineage: Eukaryota; Metazoa; Rotifera; Eurotatoria; Philodinida; Philodinidae.